Molecule: messenger RNA, 937 nt
Organism: Aspergillus steynii IBT 23096
Lineage: Eukaryota; Fungi; Ascomycota; Eurotiomycetes; Eurotiales; Aspergillaceae
Exons: 1
Coding region: 183-917 (244 amino acids)
Source: RefSeq, a predicted model, not a curated record
UGUUGAAUAUCCCACUAGGUAGUGGAAGACUCCGGAAAUUGUGACUCAUUUCGCUGAUUGUCCACCACCCGACAAUCCCUAUAUAAGGGCGACCCUGUGGUAGAUAGAGGGCGAUUGCCAUCAUCGAUCGAUUCUUCCAUCAAGAUUGAAAAUCAUUCCGUCCAUUCGUUUGUUACCACAAAAUGCCGGUCCAAGACAUUCCUGAAAUCCUGCUUCUCUGCAUGGAGGACAAGCACAGCACGGCAUUCAAAGAAGCGCUGCCAAAGUUCUGGCCUUCCUUCCGAUCUGACUCCAAGAUCACCAUUACCACUCUAAAUGAGCGCCUGGCCGCGGUCCCGCGAUCCUUGUCUUACCAGCUGGUCGUCUCGCCAGCCAACUCUUACGGCCGCCUAGACGGCGCCUUUGACGAUGCCAUCUCGCGAGCCUUCUGUCUCCCAGACCAUCCUUACGACACUUUGACCGACGCCGCGCAACAGGUUCUUUAUGAUAAAUACAGGGGCUUCGCGCCCCCUGGGACAUGCACUCUAGUCCCAUUUCCAUCUGAGCUUCAUGGAAAAAAUCCCUGGGGCUGCAAAUGGGUGGCCAUCUGUCCCACCAUGCGCACGCCGCAAAAUGUCACGUGGGACCGCGAAAUCGUCUACGAAUGCGUCUGGAGUUUGCUGUGUGAGGUGGAGCGAUGGAACCAGAAUGUGCGAGAGGGAAAAACACAUGGCGAGCGCAUCAAUCGCAUUCUCAUGACUCCGAUGGCAACAGGGUGUGGACAAGUCAGCCCGAAGAAAUGGGCCGCGCAGUUGGUGUUGGCGAUGAAGUAUUUUGUUGACGCGGUGGAGAAGCCGCAGCGGUGGAGCAAGUUGGACUGGGGUAAUGUUUAUGAUGACAUAGAGGAGAUCAAGCAGACGUGGAAUCUGGGCUGGUAGUAGUGGUUCCUGGGCUAUUG